AUGCUUUACGAGUACUAUGAAGCUACAAGUGACAAGGAUUUCAUGAAAAACAUGUUGGCAAUAGUCGAGAAAGAGCUGCAGUUCUGGGAGAACAAUCGAAAGGUGAAUGUUACUAUCGAUGGUGUCACAUACCAGGUGUUCCGGUACGGCACGAGGAGUAACAUGCCCCGACCGGAAUCCUAUCUUGUCGAUAUCCAAAAAGCGCUACGUGUUCCGGACAAGACGCGGUUCUGGCAGGUGAUUAAGCUGUUUGAUAGCAAUAAUUUUUUCAUGUUUGAGUGA
Cooperia oncophora is the source of this 282-nucleotide messenger RNA. Lineage: Eukaryota; Metazoa; Nematoda; Chromadorea; Rhabditida; Trichostrongylidae. The record is from the annotation of a GenBank genome assembly.